Musca vetustissima is the source of this 1090-nucleotide messenger RNA. RefSeq lists its product as uncharacterized. Bases 50 to 1009 code for a protein of 319 amino acids. The record is from RefSeq and is a predicted model, not a curated record. Lineage: Eukaryota; Metazoa; Arthropoda; Insecta; Diptera; Muscidae. Gene Ontology annotation, biological process: peptidyl-glutamate ADP-deribosylation. The transcript is spliced from 4 exons.
AUUUGUUGACGAACGUGUGAAAUGCUAACGAGCCAUCGUCAUCAUCAUCAUGACAGCCUUUAAGUUAACAGAAGUGAAAGCUGACAUCUUCCAAAUUCCACAGACGUAUUCGUUGGCCUUUAGCAGCACCGCCGAUUUUUAUGCCGAAAAGGGUAAAUUAGCAUGGAAGGUGGGAGUGAUUUUUGGCCAAUACGAUAAUCUCAGUCGCCAAUAUAUUACCAGUGGAAAUGUUGCCGUCAUGGAGGAUCAUGCCCGUUUCAUAUAUUUGCUGGUGACCAAAGACAGCAUGUAUCACAAGAGCAGUUAUGCCAAUGUGGAAGCAUCGUUGAUAUGUUUAAGACAUCAUAUGCAAAGUCAUGGAGUUCACAAAGUUGCAAUGCCCCGUAUAUGUUGUGGCAGUGAUGGCUUGGAAUGGCCGAAAAUAAAAAAGAUGAUCUUGGCAAUUUUCGGUCGUGAAUACAAUACCGAAAUUAUGAUUUGCAAUUAUCGUCCCGAAAAGUUAACCGUUCCGAGAUGUCGUUUCACAGAACAGCGUGGAAGCAAUGUUUCAGCGCCGGACAAUUGUGCAGUGGUACACACGAUUAGUGCAGAUUUUGCCAUGUGUCCGGGUAUUGGUGUCCAAUUCAAUUGCAAAAAUACCCGUGUUACAGAGCAACUGCGACAGGAUAAGCAUACCGGCAAUGUGGCCGUGUUGAAAGAUCAAAAUCGUUAUGUUUACAACUUGGUGACCAAAGAGCGGAAUCAUGAACGUGGAACAUAUGUGGCAUUGUUUUAUGCUCUAAUUGCUGCGCGAGAUCAUAUGCGUAAAAAUGGUGUCACCAAAUUGGCCAUACCACGCUUGGGUUGUGGCAUUGAUCGCCUGGAUUGGUUGCGCGUUAAAGAUAUUCUGGAAAUUGUCUUUGUCGAAGAUGCGGUUGAAAUCAGAACAUAUGCCCACGAACCAAUGGUGUCGAUGGCCAGUCGAGAAUCCCUGCACAUGCAUUGUACGUCAUGUAAGAAGGCUUUCUGACAGGGUCGCAAACCAUCAAAGCCGCUGCCGCAUAGAAAACCACCCAUUUGGAAAUAAUUAUGUGUUGUUAAAGCUUUAAAA